UGGAGACGUGCCCAUCCGGGAGGCGCUGGGAGGGCUUCUUCGCGGUUGUCCGCUAGGAAGGCCUCCGCAAGGUACCUCCUCACGUACCUCUCGCGGGCCCAGCAGGCCAGCAGCGUGGGGCGACGGCGACGGCGGGGGCUGGGAGCGCUGGCGGCCGGGGUCCCAGCCAUGGCCGAGUCCGUGGAGCGGCUGCAGCAGCGGGUCGAGGAGCUGGAGCGGGAACUGGCCCAGGAGAGAAGUCGCCGGGCCGUGGGGGGCGGCGAUGGAGGAGGGGGUCGGGCCCGCAUCGAGAAGAUGAGCCCCGAGGUGGUGGAUUCCAACCCCUACAGCCGCCUGAUGGCAUUGAAGCGAAUGGGAAUUGUAAGCGACUAUGAGAAAAUCCGUACCUUUGCUGUAGCAAUAGUAGGUGUUGGUGGAGUUGGCAGUGUGACUGCUGAAAUGCUGACAAGAUGUGGCAUUGGUAAGUUGCUACUCUUUGACUAUGACAAGGUGGAACUGGCCAAUAUGAAUAGACUUUUCUUCCAACCUCAUCAAGCAGGAUUAAGCAAAGUUCAAGCAGCAGAACAUACUUUGAGGAAUAUUAAUCCUGAUGUUCUUUUUGAAGUACACAACUACAAUAUAACCACAGUAGAAAACUUUGAACAUUUCAUGAAUAGAAUAAGUAAUGGUGGUUUGGAAGAAGGAAAACCUGUUGACUUAGUUCUUAGCUGUGUGGACAAUUUUGAAGCUCGAAUGACAAUAAAUACAGCUUGUAAUGAGCUUGGACAAAUAUGGAUGGAAUCUGGAGUCAGUGAAAAUGCAGUUUCAGGGCAUAUACAGCUCAUAAUUCCUGGAGAAUCUGCUUGUUUUGCGUGUGCUCCACCGCUUGUAGUUGCCGCAAAUAUUGAUGAGAAGACUCUGAAACGAGAAGGUGUUUGUGCAGCCAGUCUUCCUACCACUAUGGGAGUGGUUGCUGGGAUCUUGGUACAAAAUGUAUUAAAGUUUCUGUUAAAUUUUGGUACUGUUAGUUUUUACCUUGGAUACAACGCAAUGCAGGAUUUCUUCCCUACUAUGUCCAUGAAGCCAAAUCCUCAGUGUGAUGACAGAAAUUGUAGGAAGCAGCAGGAAGAAUAUAAGAAAAAGGUAGCAGCACUGCCCAAACAGGAGGUUAUUCAAGAAGAGGAAGAGAUAAUACAUGAAGACAAUGAGUGGGGUAUUGAGCUGGUAUCUGAGGUUUCAGAAGAGGAACUGAAAAAUUCUUCAGGUCCCAUUCCUGACUUACCUGAAGGAAUUACAGUGGCAUAUACAGUUCCCCAAAAGCAAGAAGAUUCUGUACCUCAAGUAACAGUGGAAGAUUCUGGUGAAAGCUUGGAAGACCUCAUGGCCAAGAUGAAGAGCAUGUAAACAGUGGACUGGCCUAAAUUUUAUUUCCUGUAUUUAAACCUGUUCCCUUGCAAUUAAAAAAAAAAUCACUUUAAAACUGAGGACACUUAGGGCAACAUUCAAUUGAUGUAUAAUCUUCACAGAAUUGUCACACUGUUUGAAGAUACUGUGACUAUUCUUGUUGCUCACCAAACCUCCCUCCCCACCCCCCGCCCCAACUAAAUCAGAAACUCUUCUAAAACUCAUGUUUCAUUCCAGUGAGAAAAAUUCAAAGGAUUAUCGUAGGUAGUUAUAAAUCUUAUUUAAAACUUAGCUAUUGAAUUGUUUUGGCCUUUUGGGAGGGGUGGUAAGAAAGGACCAAUUUGAUGCUGUAUUCCUUUUCUUUCUAGUAAUCCUUUGUAGUCUGUUGCCUGAGGCCAUGGACAGCAGAAGAGUGUAUGGCCCAAUACAGGGAAAGGACUAGAGGUACAACCUGUUGAUUAGAGCCCACAAGCAUCUACUCAUUGUGUUUGGAAUUGCUCUCUACAAGAAAACUGCCCACUACUACUAACUUGAGCAACAAUGAGUUUCAAAUAGUAAACCUAUAAAACAAAAACAUCCUUUCAGAUGUUUCCCGAUGAAAUUCAAUCUGAAAUACAGUCAUUGGAAGUUUGCAACCCUGUGAAUUAUAUAUUCAAAACAAGACAGAGGCAAAUAAAAGGAAGCUUUCUUCAUGGAUAGACAGAUAAAGAUAUUUUCAGGAUGUACAAAUUAUAUUUCUGCACUGACUAAGGAAAAGUGUAUCAUCUGUGGAACAUAUAUCUGAGUCAAGUGUGCUUUAUGGAGGAGCAGAAGAUAAAUUUAGGCUUAGAUCAUCUAAAUUAUAACCAACAUGUGGGCUACCUUCUAAUACUUUAUUUAAAUUUGAUUUCCUGGGUAAUCAGAUAUUGGCAAAGGUUUAUCCUGGAUAGUGGACAAUAAAAGAGGUCUAAAUUGCCUCUGUAAUGACUGACAUGUAUUUCUUCAUAGGGAAGAGUAUCAUUUUCCCUGAUCAUGACCACUAAAUCGUAAUUUGAUAAACUUUUUCUCUGGAGUUUGCAUACAAAUCAAUGAAGGCUUAGAAAGCGUUGUUUGAAAUAAAUUUCUAAUGGUUUCAAGACUAAUAAAGACACAUGCAUGUGUAACCAUUAUCUGUAGGCUGGUACUAUGCCAGUUUCCUAUCUUGAUGAUUCUUUUGCUUUGAAAAGAUAUAAAUGUCUAAAUUCUAUCUCUAGGGGGAAAUGUCAUUAAAAAAUUAGAAGUGCAUUUCCCACUUGUAAAAUACAAUUCUAAAAAUAAUUUCAGAAAGCCCCAAAUAUCAGAUAUGUUUAAUAUAUUAGUUUUGAGAUUUUAGGAUAAUGUGAUUCUUAUGUUUAGAGUGAUGUCAGGAUACUAUGGGGAUAGUUUUUCUAGCCUUGAAACAUUUAUGUUGCCUUGGUAGGUCAUUUGUUGUUAUUUAAAAAUUUAGUGUAUUCCUCUGUAAAAUAACUUUUCUAGUUCCUGGAGAUGCUUUGAAUUUCAAAAAAGAAAUGCAGUCUUUCUAAAUCCCAUUCCUUUGGUACACUAACUUGGUACCUCUGGCACACUAAUUUGGUAAGGCUUUACUUAUAAAUUUAAAAUGUUAUAGUUUGGUAAAUAGCUAGAACCUACUAUCCUGUUUUUUUUUAGUUUUUAUUGGAGUAUAGUUAAUUUAGUGUAUGUUAGUUUCAGGUGUACAGCAAAGUGAAAUAGUUAUACAUAUACAUAUUAGAACCUGCUAUCUUCUAAAGACCUUUUUUCUGUUCUUAAUUUGGCACUAUACCCUGGCUGGUGUCUUAUACUGUACCAAAUCAUAUCUAAUUUUUUUGUCUUAUAUCUUCCAUUAAAGUUAUUAUUUUAACAGAAAAAAUCUGAUAACAAGUAUCUUUUAUAACCUAGAACUCCUUUGACAAUCUGUAUGCCAUGAAAACUUGUAUAGGUAGGCAGCUAUGAGAAAUUAAUCAUCACUGGUUUUUCAUUACUAAAUAAACCCAUAGUGCUUGACCAGAUUUAUAACACUAUUGUUUCUAGUGUGAAAGAUGGAAACACACUCCCAGAAUUGCCUUAGCACAACGGCUCUAAGUUACACUAAAACAAACAAUAUGUUCAACGUUAACCCCUUUUUAAUUGUUAAUGGGAAGUUCAUUUGUGGUACUACUCAAAUGCUUUAUAUAAAUAGUAAAAAAGAUAAUGUAUUAUGGGUUUCUUUAUGUAAAAAUACUCCCGAAUACCUAUAAACACACUGACCAACCCAAAAAGGUAAUAAACUUUAACAAUAUUAAUGAAGCUUUGACUCCUCCAUCACAUUUUUAAAAUUUUUCUUUCCAUAAAAUAUUAAUGAAUGAAAAUUAAUUAUCACUACCAUAGUUUGGAGCCUACCAAUUCAGAUUUAUAAUUGUCUGAAAGCUACAUUUUUCAUUGUGAAAGCUGUGUAUUAAUGUGCACAUAUAUCCCUAUCUGAGUACCUCAAAUACAAAAAAAUGACUGUCCCUGCUGUGGCAUUCUACAUGAAAACAUUUGAGUUGGUAGUAUAAUUAGUAAGAUCAAAUUAUAGUCUUAAAAAUUAUAUUUAAACCUAACCCUUUUGAAAGUCAUCAUCCCCAAUUGUAAUUAAUAACUUACCAUAAAGUCACUUUGAAUAAUAUAUUUUCACUUUUUGUAGAUUUUUCAAGUCCAAAUUUUGUAGGAACAAAAAAAAAAAAUGU
This is a messenger RNA of Hippopotamus amphibius kiboko, 4103 nucleotides long. RefSeq names its product ubiquitin like modifier activating enzyme 5 (gene UBA5). Gene Ontology annotation, cellular component: cytosol; cytoplasm. NCBI's taxonomy places the organism in Eukaryota, Metazoa, Chordata, Mammalia, Artiodactyla, Hippopotamidae. The transcript has 12 exons. The record is from RefSeq and is a predicted model, not a curated record. Gene Ontology annotation, molecular function: UFM1 activating enzyme activity. Gene Ontology annotation, biological process: protein ufmylation. Bases 169 to 1383 code for a protein of 404 amino acids.